Messenger RNA from Rhopilema esculentum, 2576 nucleotides. RefSeq lists its product as uncharacterized. Gene Ontology annotation, molecular function: protein dimerization activity. The record is from RefSeq and is a predicted model, not a curated record. Lineage: Eukaryota; Metazoa; Cnidaria; Scyphozoa; Rhizostomeae; Rhizostomatidae.
CAAUCUCCUCGACGAAACAAAGAUACCCAUUAUGUCCAGUACAUGACUCCAUAUUGUGCCCGCCAAAUGAGCAACGUUUGGCACGCACGUGCCUGGGCUACAGCGGCCAAUCAGGUUAGAGCACCCACACUCUAAACCAAUUAUUGCUCGUGCCAUUGAUCAUAAUCUUAGACCGUAACAGGUUCGAAUUUCAAAUCAUAAUUCUGUAGAUCUUUAUCAAUGGUUAAAGCUCGCGCUAGGCUGUCUUCCGCACUGGGCAUAACGAAUUUGAAUUGUAAACCAGACGAAGGACGAAUUUCUCGGCAAUGAAGAGGCAUCUGCAAGACAUAAGCAACCACGAUGAUGUCAACUGUCCCGCACGUGAGACUCGAUCACCGGAGAUUCGAAGGCGCAGAGUGGAAAUGGAAAAGCGAAGAAGAGACAAAAUCAAUUACUACGUUAACGAAUUAGCAAACUUAGUCCCUGCUGCGGCCCAAAAAAAAGGAUGCGCAAAGUUGGAGAAGGCAGAAGUCUUAGAGCUUACAGUGGAUCAUGUGAGAAGUGUAUUGAAAGGAAAUCAAUCGCAGAAACCUUUGACAUCACCUAACCUCGAGGACUGGAUUCGAGCUGAGGGAAAUAAUCAGGGCAUGUCAGGCCCACAUCAAGAAGGAAACUUUUGUCCGGAAAAAGAGCGAAGACGCGGUUUUCUAGCGUGCUUGCAUCAUAUUUCACAGUUUUUGGAGAAAAGUGAAUCGUUUUUGGAAAGUAACGAAAAAUUGAUCUCGUCCAUGAAAAGUUUUCUCAGUGGCCAUUCAUGCGAAGGCGAUCAAACUCCGCAUUCAGAACUCAGGGAGUCUAUUUAUGAUGCAUAUAUCUCACAGAACAAAGGGUGCUCGUCCAACGAUGUAACAUACGAAAAUAUUUUCUAUAAAAUAUGCAUGGAUUUUCUCAAAAACAAUUCUGUUCCCCGUCAAACAGAGGGGAAGGGAAACGCUGUAGAGAAGGCAGAGGAACAAUUUUCAAUUUGGGAAGCCAUGCCAGAGGUGCAAAAUGAUAUUGGCCUAAAUUAUGAAAGUUUUGCUUCAGUUGAUGACCUAACGCCUCCAUAUGGCUCCUUCAUGUCUUUACUGAAUAGCUAUUAGAAAGCCUCAUUUGGAUUACCCUGGUCAAUGAAGAUCUCUACACUCCUAAGCUGAUAUGAAGAAAUUACCUAUGCAGAAAGUAACUUAGUCUUGAUCAACUAUAAGAAGGUCGGGAUUGAUUCCCUUGUUGUAAACUCUUCAAUUUGUAUGUUAGAACAUCUGGGGUUGAAUAAUAAGUAUGUAAAAAUAUUAUAUCAUCAAUAACAUUAUCGAAUGUAAUAGAUCAUGUUAACUUAUAUAUUAAUGAAUUCCAAAGCACACUGCCGAGUUUAGUGCGGUUUGAUUUUCUUAAGUUUAAGUGGGCCAUGUGGCUUUUCAGCUAGUUGUCUGGGAAAUUUAUAAUUAGUAUUGUGCUAGAGAGCAUGGGCGUAGACUUGCAUUUUUUUCAGAGGGGGCUCAAAAAACUAAUGACAAUUCCUAAUGGCAGCUGCUGAUGUCACAGGAUAAAAAGUGGAUUAGCUAAAGGCAUAAAGGUGAUUUUUCCGUGCCUUUUUUCAUUAUCGAGGAAGAAGAAACACACAAUCUGACCUUAUGUUCACAAUAAUUUCAUCCUUUACUUUGCUGUAAACGCAAUUAUCUAAUGUAACAAAUCUUAUGCGUGAAACCAAUAAUAUAACAAAUUAAUCUCAAAGUUGGUAAAGCACUUCCUUAUCUUCUAGGGGGGCUCAGCCCCCCUCGGUUUUCGUCAGGAGGGGCUGAAGUCCCAGAGCCCCCCCCCCUAAGUUUACGCCUAUGCUAGAGAGUCAUAUAUAAAUUCUUUUAAAUAGAAUCAAGAACUAGCAAGCCAAUUAGUGGUUUAGUAUUUGCCUAUUAGAAAUAAAUGAAAUGUAAAAUGCUUUACUGUGAUUUAACUAUGACUGAAUGUUGCAGCUUUCUGUGAAUUAGACAUUUCUCUAGCACUCUUUAUGUCCUCUCCUCGAUCAUUGAUAUUAUACAAUGCUCUUGAUUUUCCUAGAAUGUAAACGUUCCUUAUUUUUGUCUUAAGUAACCAUGUUGUCGAUAUUUGGUAAGUUGUUUUGUUGGAUAAGUCCUUUGUUGCGUUUUAACUGUUGUUAAGAAGAUUAGUCUUAAAUGGCAUCUGUCGUGUUAGCAGUUGGCUAAUGCAACAAAAACGUUGAGAGUGGAAUUUCAUUGUUUCUUGACAUUUCAUUUCUGAAUCAUGAACUUUAACUGCCAUGAACAUCCAUUCUCGAACCCAGGCUUUGUACUAAAUAAAAACAAAAAUUGUAUUACGUUAACUAAUCACUUUCACGACAUAUGCCCUUAAAUCGUCUUUAAGCAAUUUCUGGCAUUUUCGUAGACGCAAUAUCUUGCUACAGUUGAGUAGAGUAUUAACGAAUUUCGUAAUUUGUAUGUUUUUUGGCUGUAUCGUAGUUGCCUUUAACGAUUUGUGAAACAAUGAAUUAAAAUCUUAUUGUUGUGAUGAUCAUAAUGGCUGAUAAAGAGAGAAACUGA